CUAAUUGAUAUCAUUGUUUUGGUUUUUCCUGAAAUUGUUUUCUAAAGUAUCUUUGUUUUUUGCGGAUUAGGAAACCCCAGAAAUAGUUAGCCAUGUCGCACCGCCACCAGGACAUCCCCAUCCGCCCGCGCUACGGCUAUGUGGACGAGGAGAGUGCGGGGCAGGCGGAUGGAGCAGCUGGGAGAAGUGCAACUGGAGCAUCUGGAGCCACACCCGCCUCCUCCUACACGGAAAUCCCCUUUUUGGCCCAGUAUCCUGGCGCAGUUCCGGAGCAUGUCCUCCAAGACCUCACGCCCACUGCAGCGGGACAUCCUGCGAUGGGUGGUCAACCGGGGAACUCGGGACACAAAGCACCCAACGGCGAGAGCUACGUGAAUCUGGACUCUGGCGAGGAUGAUCAAGAGGAGGAGGAUGAUCCCCUGGAGGAGGAGGACAACAGCAACUCGAAUAGCAACUCCAAGGACAGCUCAGGAGACAUUCAGAGACACCAGGCGAGGACAGAGAGCAAUCUACCCUACGAACUGGAGGGCGCCAGCGACUCGGACGGCAUGCGGCACUUUGUGGCCCACGAUUUGGAGGCCAAACUGCGCGAGGGCGCCCACACGGACUACUCCUCUGAGCACACGACGCCCUCCACUUCCAUGGGUCCUCCAGUGGGAGGAGGAGGCGCCCUAACCUCCGGCAAUGGCCUGCUCACCCGGAGGUUCCUGCAAUCCCGAAAUAUUCCCGAAGUAGACGGCAGUGUGCUCAGCGACAUUGAGCUAGAGGCCCAGUAUUUGGCCACCUCGGUAGAUAAUCUUCUCGAGAACUUGGGCAACCUGCUGCACUCCAUCUCCUCCAUCACCGCCGACAAUGUGGAGGUCCACCGGAAUGCAGUGAACAAGUUAACCGACACCUUGGAUGCAAACAUCAAGUGCCAGUACCAAUUGCUUGCGAAAGCCGAGGAGAUCACCAAAUCCAUGAAACCCACGGAGCAGCUGGGGCAGCGAAUCAGGGAAAUCAAGCGACUGGUGGACAUGCUGGACAGCACCAUGUAA
Drosophila takahashii is the source of this 1037-nucleotide messenger RNA. It is a transcript of the gene BORCS6, whose product is annotated as Bprotein-1 related complex subunit 6. Gene Ontology annotation, biological process: lysosome localization. Gene Ontology annotation, cellular component: BORC complex. The record is from RefSeq and is a predicted model, not a curated record. NCBI's taxonomy places the organism in Eukaryota, Metazoa, Arthropoda, Insecta, Diptera, Drosophilidae.